CCCGGUGAGGCGCCGCUGCCGCCGGCGACCUCCGCUAGGCCCACUACCAUGCAUCCCAUGAGAUCCUCCAUCAGGUUCACGCAUCCAUAUUGUAUGUGCAGCUCCUGUGCGCCGCUCGCGGCCCUAUCGGCCCCCGAGAUGCUCCCGCGGGUCACGGCAGCACCGGCGCGCCGCCGAAAUCGCUGUUCAGGCGGCGCCUGCCUGCGCGCGGAUGGCAGUGCAGUGGUAUGGCGCCUUCCUGUCGGCAGCUUCUACCAUUAAAGGGCAGACCGGCAUGGCGGCAGCCAAUCUCUGUUCUUCUUCUUCACAGGCUGGUAAAGCUCGGGCUGCUGCUCCGCUCCGCUCCUCAUCUCCGGCGUCACCCUCUUCUUAUACUGAUAAGUGAUUACUGAAGACGAGGCAUGGAUGGAGUUACAAACUCACAACCACGCAUUCGUUCGAUUUGUUGCCCUUCAGGUAUCUGAAUUUUCUCUGAAGCCUCUCUGAUUUGGUGCGAGCGUCAGAUGAUACUCAAGUAAAACUCUGAAUCGAUUUGACGCUCUUUGGCCAAAUCUUCUUGGUGAUCCAGCGUGGUUUGAUGUACAGUGUGCUUGGAUUUGGCUCCGUCCUCAAUUUGCAGCUAUGCCCAUACAAACAUGAAUUGGGCUUGCACGAUAUCGGUGCUCACUUUGCAGCUAUGGUUUACUGAUCCAUGUUUUUUUUUCCUUUUCUUCCUUUCGCAUUGUUCUUCGAGUUCUGAAUAUUCUGAUCUCAGUUAGACGUCAGUGCAUCGAUGGUUUUUUUAAAAUUUUGUAGUGAUAGCACAAAUAUGAAGCUAUGUCAGAUUAAUUUCAGUCUAAGAGCGAAGGUUUCUUAAUUUUCAUGCUCGUUGUUAGGGUCCACUGUUUUUUGAAUUUGUAGUGGUUGGAGAAUUUUGGACUUAUGUCAGCCUAUAUUCAGUGUAUGAGCCGGCCGUUCCAAAUUGUUGUGCUUGUAGUUGUGGUUCAUUUCCAGUCAUAACUGAGGGAAAAUACUAGAACAAAUAAAACCUUUUCUCUUUGAAUCUAAAGGUGUCUAUUUAUGUCAUGAAUCAAGAGUUAAUAAUUGGUGAUUGUCGUUAUCGCUAUUUUCUUUUUGUUAACAAACCUGGUUAGUGGAAUGAGAUCAUAUGCCAAAAACAACUGUUUUGUGGUGUUAACAACUGCUUUUGUGCUGCAGAUAUUGCUGUUUUCCGUGAAAUUGGGUCACAUUGGUACUGCAAUUUAGUCCCUGGGCAAUGCAAGAAUCACACAUGAAAAAUACUGUAUUGUUUUGAUGUUAUCUGCUUAUUUUGCCAACUGUCAAUAUUUUGCCAUCCUGAUGCUGCACCUUUUCAUAUAUAGAUUCGUAUGCUAAUUAUUUAUGAUCAUGAAUGUCUGAAUGAUUUCCAUCAGAUACGCCAUUUGAUUUCAGAAGCACUUCCAAGUGUUUGUUUCCAUUCAUCGCCUUCAAACUUUCGAGUACAAGCUCCUUCAAUUAAUAAAGUAAAUAGUAAUGUCACCAUUUCCCUCUUUGCUAAUAAUCAGUUCUUGCCUCUCCAUGAACCUGAAAGCUCAUAAUUUCCUGAGCGAUUUAGAUAAUUUUGCUACCUUUUAGUUGAUACUGGAGAGGCUCCAUUCAGUUGGGUUGGUGUGGGUCUGCUUGUUAGUUCAUGCCUUGUCAUCAAAGCAACUUCCUUUGUUGCUGUCCACAACUAGGACCGCUAACACAUUCUGGUACUGUUAAGUGACCAUCAUUUAGCAGGUACUACAUUUGGUGCAAAGUUUUCCUCUUUGCAAUUGCUCCAACCACGAGGGUGGUGCUGAAUAUCUUAUUGUUUGGGAGGUCUUUACUUAUUAACUUAGACGAUUUCUUUGUGCAUUCAAGUUUAGGAUCUAUUUCCAAGGUCUAACCUUCUGUCAAAUUACUAUGUAAGUAGCAGGAUAAAGCUCUGCAUCUCUCUCUUGUUUUUUAUUAUAUAAAUGAGAUUAAGAACAUGAUCCAGAUAAGAGAACCAAAGCGAAGACCUCUGAAGCCAGAGACAUCUUCCAUGAUGAUUCCGAGGGCCUUACUGGAGCACGGAUGGGUAGUACUGCAAUCCUAAAUAUGAUCAAGUGGGUUCCUGAAAGGACAUGCGGGUUCAUAAUCAUAAGCCAGAGAACAGAGAUGCUUAACAGAAAUUUUGACAAUGAUGUCAUUGGAUGCCUGUUUGACAGAGACACAGGGCCGCACAAUUCCUUCUGAUGGGUUCACAAACACUGCAGCGGCCUCAUUACCUGAGUGUUGAUUUGGCUUGUCUCUUAGUAUUGCAUGUUCAUGCUCUGAUUCUAGUGUUGUAGCUGCACUAUAUUCUCACAGUUACUGUCGUUUUUCACUUCCACUGCACAACUAGCCAUGGCAUUCGCCCCUGUGUUGUCUGUGCCUGACAUAAGCUUACUCUCUGAAAUAGAAAUUACCCUACUGUCAUCAGCUUAUGCUAUGUCUUGUACUAUUGUAACUACACUAGAAAUUCAGUAAACAUUUCACUUUUUUUUAGAUAAUAGUAAACAUUUCACUUGCUGGAGCUUCGUGCCUGUAUAUGUCAGUUUAUUCUCUGACCGCGAGUUUCCGUUACUGUUACUGCAUCACAGAUCGUCAGUCUGCCACUGACACUGUUUUUGUGCUCUUGGAUAGGGGAACCUGUUCUGUUGUACCUUCCUCGACAUGUUUCAGAGAGAAAUCGGUGGGAGAAGAGAUAAGAGAUGCGAAUCACUUAAGAAUGGAGACGAUCAGGAGGCAGCAGCAGGAGCAGGAGGGGCGGAUUUUGGUCACAUUUCCAACCACCAGCAGGCACUAAAAAACCUCUUCUGGUGCUUGUGUUUGGUGGAUCUGAAUGACCACACCACCAUUCCUCUGAUCUGUUCUCCACUUCCCUCCUCCUCCUCCUCCUCCUCCUCCUCUCCCCCGUGCUGCCAAGGCAGAGGCGGGAGGUCUCCAAUUCCCCAUGGCCACCAAGAUUCUUGACAGGCUCACGGUGGCGGCCUCGCCCCCGGCGCCCGGCGGCGUGCUCCCGCUCACCUUCUUCGACGUGCCCUGGCUCUUCACCGGCCCCGUGGAGCGCGUCUUCUUCUACCCAUACCCGCACACGGCGGAGCACUUCACCGCCCACCUCCUGCCGCACCUCGUAUCCUCCCUCUCCGCAGCGCUGCACCGGUUCUACCCGCUGGUUGGCCGCGUCCGCCCGUGCCCGGACGGGGGCGGCGGGUACGAAUUCUGCUCCGCGGGCGGGGACGCGGGAGAGGGCGUCGAGCUCACCUUCGCCGAGAGCUCCGACGACUUCGACGAGCUCUCCGGCUGCGGCCCGAGGGACGUUGCUCGGCUGUACGCGCUGGUGCCGCAGCUUCCCCGGGCGGAAGACGGGACCUUUGCUCUCGCCGCGGCGCAGGUCACGGUGUUCGCCGGCCGGGGGAUCGCCGUCGGCGUGUCCAUCCACCACGUGGCUUGCGACGAUUCCAGCUACAUGCACUUCGUGAAGACCUGGGCCGGCCAGUGCCGGGUGGCCGCCGGCGAGGAGCACGCCGAAGGCGCGCUGCCGCCGCCGCCGUUCUUGGACCGUGGCGUGGUCGCCGAUCCCGAGGGACUUGCCGCCAGGACGCUCGACGAAAUGCGUCAGCUGGCGGCCAACGGCCCGCCUCCUCCGCCGCCGCCGCCACCGACGGGGCCGCCGCCGAAGCUGGUCAUCGCGUCGUUCGCGCUCACCCGCGACCGCAUCGACAGGCUGAAGCAGCGCGUGGUCGCCGACGGCGGCGAGCGCGUCCACUGCUCGGCGUUCACGGUGGCGUGCGCGUUCGCGUGGGCCUGCCUGGCGCGGGUCGACGGCGGCCGCGCCGACGCGGAGCGGCGCGCGCACCUGCUGUUCUCGGUAGAGUGCCGCCGGCGCCUGGCGCCGCCGAUCCCGCAGGAGUACCUCGGCAACUGCCUCCGGCCGUGCUUCGUGGAGGUGGGCCUGGGCGAGCUGCUGGGCGGCGACGGCGUGGUGGCAGCGGCCUCCGCGAUCGGCGCGUCCGUCAGGGCGCUGGACGACGGCGUGCUUGCCGGCGCCGGCGGGUGGUUCCACAAGAUCCUGUCGCUGGUCCCCGAGCGGCCGAUGUCGGUGGGCGGCUCGCCGCGGUACGGCGUUUACGAGACCGACUUCGGGCUGGGCCGGCCGAUCAAGGUAGAGCUGGUGUCCAUCGACAAGACGCCCGGCACGGUGUCGCUGGCGGAGGGCCGCGACAAGCUGGCCGGGAUCGAGAUCGGCGUGGUGCUGCCGGAGGCCGACAUGGCGCGCUUCAGCUCUUGCUUCGCCGACGGAUUGGAGCAGCUGCUGUGAUGCGAGCACGACAGUACAGUAAAAGAGCUGGUUGGUGGUGCUCGUGAAGUUGUUGUUUAUCUGCAUGCAAAUUGCAAUUGCUGGUGACAUAAAUUGUAGUAAUAUAGAUAAUCGAAUCAAGUGUAUAUUUGAGCAAGAGGUGUAUACAUGUAUAAUGUAUUUUGAUAAUCUCUCACAUGUAUGUGAGACUCUUUGUUAAUUGAUAAAACUGAGCGACAAGAAAAUUCAGGGUUACAGAACUGAAUCAGGUUGGACUGAUGAAAUUCUGAAUCUUUUUCUUGGC
Molecule: messenger RNA, 4631 nt
Organism: Setaria italica (foxtail millet)
Lineage: Eukaryota; Viridiplantae; Streptophyta; Magnoliopsida; Poales; Poaceae
Product: malonyl-coenzyme A:anthocyanin 3-O-glucoside-6''-O-malonyltransferase
Exons: 2
Coding region: 2981-4348 (455 amino acids)
Source: RefSeq, a predicted model, not a curated record